GAAAGAGAGAGUGAGGGAGAAAGAGAGAGAGAGGGGAGCUUCUGGGGAAGAAAUGUCUCGCUGACUGUCGCCUCGACAACCGGAUAUCGGCGCAUGGAGCAGAUGAAGCUGCAGAGGUCAAGUUCAGCUUUAUAAAAGUGGACCAGGCAGGCCUGAACGCUCCACCUGUGAUUCCUGUGUGAUCAGCCUCAGGUGCCAGCAUGGAUGUGGAGGACGAGGCGCUGCUGUUUCGCACCAGCUGGGGUGAUGAUGAGGAGGAAGAGGAGGAGGAGGAGGACGGGGUGGCGCAGGCUGCAGGGCGUGGCUGCUUCUCGGGGACUGUGAGGGUUUGUGGGCUGUGGAAGGGAGUUGGGUGGGUCUACACACAACCCUGGGCCAGCGGGGUGGUCCUAGGGGUGGCCUUCCUCAUGCCCUGCGCCCUGUUUGCCUACAUGCUGCUCUACUGCCCUCCUCUGGACAUAGACCUCUCCUACAGUGCCUUCGAGGUUCACAGCCACUUCUCAGCUGAACGCUUUGAUGCUCUCACCAUCGCCGUGAAGACUCAGCUGGGCUCCUGGGACAGGCGCAGGCGGGACGUCGAUGACAUGGAGUCUGAGGAACUCAAGGAGCUCCUCCUGGAGAAGAUGGCGGAGGGGGGAGUUUUCAACUGGAAAGAGGGGAAGAAAGUGAAGCCCUCCUUUCAAACAGGCAGCACUUUAAAAACAAAAGAAGCCAGAGAAACAAGAGCUGAGCCUGACUCAAGUCAGGAGGGGGUGAGGAGGGACAAGAGUCCCAGAGGUGAAGAGGAGCAGGAAUUGUGGGACGGAAACUCCUCUCUUCCACUCAUUAGGAAGCGCAGAUUUGCUCCUAAUUACUACAUGCAGAGCCAGGCUCUGUGGAGGAUUGAGCUGGUGUUUGUGGCUCAGGGGGAAGGGGAGCGCAACAUCUUCACUUCGGAGCGCCUGGAGACCAUCCACCAUGUAGAACGUCUCCUCAUGCAGCAUCCGCAGUUUCAUCAGUUCUGCUGGAAACCUAUGGAGAUUUUAAGGGAUCUGCCUCUGGGUCCGUCCUAUUGCUCCCCACCCAGCUCUCUUCUGUCUUACCUCUACCCCAGUGAGAGAGCGGGGAAGAUAUACUACGAUGGCAUGGGCCCAGAUCUGGCUGAUAUUCAAGGUUCCUUAAGUCUGGCCAUCACCCACCCACAGUUCUACUGGUACGUGGAUGAAAGUCUGUCCCCCGAGCGUCUCUCCUCGGCUCUCCUGCGCAGCGAGAUCCACUUCGGGGCUCCCCUGCCGUCUUACUACUCCCUGCAGGACCGAGCAGACGAGCAGAGAGCUCGCUUCAAAAACUUUGUGGUUCAGUAUGCAGGCAUGCUGGCCAAGCAGUCUACCAGUGAAGUGAAGGUGCUGUAUGGGGGGACGGAGCUGUUUGAUGAUGAAGUGAGACACACCUUCUACAAUGAUAUGAUGUUGGCUGUCAUCAGCGGAGUCUGCAUCACUGUGCUCGUCUACAUCCUCACCUCGUUUUCCGUCUUUCUGACGUUCUUUGGACUCGCCGCCAUUGGGCUGAGCUGCUUGAUGGCUCUGUUUUUAUACCACGUUGUCUUCGGGGUGAGGUACCUCGGCAUUCUCAACGGAGUCGCAGCAUUUGUUAUCAUUGGGAUUGGGGUGGAUGAUGUGUUUGUGUUCAUCAGCACCUUCAGACAGGCCUCCCAUCUCCGUCGGCCCCGGGAGCGAAUGAUCUACACAAUAAAGACGGCCGGCCGGGCGACAUUCCUCACCUCCUUCACGACCGCGGCCGCCUACGCCGCAAACACCUUCUCUCAGAUCCCAGCCGUGCAUGACUUUGGCCUAUUCAUGGCCCUCAUUGUCAGCUGCGCCUGGCUUUGGGUGUCUGUCAUGAUGCCAGCAGCCCUGUGUAUCUGGACCCGGCAUGUGGAGCCUCACGAACACGACUGGAUGAACUGCGUGAAGCUGCUCUUGGGCUUGUCAGCGAGCUACAGCCCUCUGUCAGAUGAGGAUGAUGAUGUGGCACUUCUGUCAGUGGACAUGGAGCCAGGCUCCUGUGACACAGACAGCGACGGAGCCAUUCUUUCCCUGACAGUGGAUACACCAUUAUCCGCUGCAGGACAGCAUCAGAUGGGUGUGGUGAGCACAAACCUCCAGUGGUGCCUGAAGCACUUAGUGGCUGAGCCGGCAGUGAAGCAUCGGAAAGCGGUUUUAGGCGUCUUUCUCCUGGUCCUGGUCUUCUCUGCGGGCUGCUGCUGCCUCCUGAGGCCGGCCACCCACGCCCCCCUCCUGUUCCGACAGGAAACAAACCUUCAGACGCUGCUGGCCCUGCGCAGCAACCUGAGUGGUCAGGGCAUCUCCUGCCCCACCUGCUCAGGGGUGUUCAUGGAAAAACCACAUCUGCUCUACACGCAUACUCCCUCGUCGGGGCUGAGGUUUUCCACACAUCAGCAAAGUCAAAGCACGACAGCUUCGACUGUCUCCCAGACAUCCAUGAACACAAGCCCGAGCACCAACAACACAGGUAGGGAGGGUAAAAAAAGGUCCUCCAUAUGCAUGAGUGCUGGUCUUGAUGUCUUCAUGUGCUUCUUGGUGUCAGACUCCUUGCUGACUGUGUACAUGUCAAAGCUGGCCCAAGGAGGCUCCACGACGAUCUACAGGUUCUCGCUCAACACCAGCAUCCCGUCGCCGUGGAAAGUGUGCAGCGCGGAGCGUGACGAGGUGUCGUCGUUCCAGGCUUUCAGUCAUCCCCAGAAAAAUUACACCAGCAGGAUGACGGUGUGCGUUUCCCGAGAGUAUCGCCCCUACCCCAGCUGGAUGAUCACGUCCGGCUCGUGCGAUCCCCGCCACGGCUGGACCCAAGAGUUUUCCUUCUACGUCGCUGCGUCUCCGCAGCAGAAUAGCAGGAGGCUGUAUUUUGCUCAGUGCCAUCAGAGACCUCAUCCCAGCAGGCUGUGUGUGAAAACACCUGGUUGUGGCUUCAGUUCUGGGCCUGACGGACCUUUAAAGGGAUCCUUUUACACCCCCCUCCCCAUCGAUUCCUCAUCCGCUGCCAAGACAAAAGCAUCCAGGACAUCUGGCUUCAACCCGUGCAGCGGCGGCACUUGUGGUCGCCCAGCUGUGCGUCCUCUGGUUGACACCGGGGCCAUGGUUUUCGUCGUGUUCGGGAUCCUGGGAGUCAAUCGAAGCGAGAACAGGGAAAACCAUGUGAUUGGAGACAUGGGCAGUGUUAUCCUGGAUCCAGACUUUGAUAUUUUCAAGGAGAUGGGCCAUCUCUGCACAAUCUGCAAAGCUGUUGGUGCAAACAGAAAACUCGUGAAGCCGGGAGGAGCUCAGUGUUUGCCUUCAGGCAACAAGCUCUCCUCAGUUCUUCCUCUGCUCCAUCCUGAGUGCCACUCCCUCCCCGAACCCAAUCUGCUCCCGGGCCAGCUCUCCCACGGCGCCGUGGGAAUGCACGGCGGCAAGGUCCGCUGGUUGUCCAUGGCCUUUGAAUCUACCACAUACAAGGGGAAAUCGUCCUUUCAGACCUACUCAGACUUCCUCCAGUGGGAGAACUUCAUCCAGGAGCAGCUUGCCAGCCUCCCACAGACUUCGGCUCUCCAGCGUGGUUUCCAGACAUGCGAGCACUGGAAGCAGAUCUUCAUGGAAAUUAUAGGUGUGGAGAGUGCCCUCUGGAGUCUCCUGCUCUCUCUCGCGAUCUGUGUGGCCGCCGUGUCUGUGUUUACAGCUCAUCCUCUGCUGCUGCUGCCGGUGCUCAUAACAAUUAUAGGAGUGAUCUGUCUGGUUGUGGCUGUCAUGUAUUGGCUGGGUUGGGAGAUGGGAGCGGUGGAAGCGAUUUCUCUGUCAAUACUUGUCGGAUCUUCAGUGGAUUACUGUCUGCACCUGGUGGAGGGCUACCUGCUGGCUGGCGAGACGGCUUCCCUACUGCCUGGACACAACUCUGAGCCUUCAGCCGAGAGACAGAGGCGAACUUUGGAGGCAGUGAACCAUGUGGGCGUUGCCAUAGUGUCCAGCGCCGUCACCACAGCAAUCUCCACCGUCCCCCUUUUCUUCUGCGUCAUUGUGCCUUUCGCCAAGUUCGGUCAGAUCGUGGCCAUCAACACGGCCGUCUCCAUUUUGUUCACCUUGUCUGUGACUUCUGCCUUGCUGGCCUGCGUGGCCCCGGCCCGCUUCAGCAGGCACCCCGGCGCUGUGCUGAAGGCCAGCCUGGCUGUGACGGCGGCGGCGGUCUUGGUGGGGGCCCUGUGCUGGACGGGCCAGCGGCUGGGGGCCUCGGCCUGGCGGUCCCUCGCCACAUGAACACACUGUUGUCCUCGGCUCACACUGAUGUCAGACAAGAGUAAUGUAUUUUCCUUUACCUUCAGGAGAAAUAUCAGAUCAGUAAGUGAUCUUUAAAGCACAAAGAUGUCAACACUGUCUCAGCAACUGAAAGCUAUUUGUUUUCUAAAAACAGAUUUAUUUGACUUGUCAGUGAGUUUGACACACAGGGGAACAAUCCCUCACCUGUUGAGUGUCUUCUUGUAACUACGUGACUCGGUUCUGUUCUGCCUCUGAGUUGACAUGAUGACUGGGUUAUGGUACUGUGCUUGUUUUUAUUUUUACAACCACAUACGACAGUGGGAUUUUAUAUGACUGACCGACACAAAGUUACACAUAAUUGUGCUGUGGAAGAAAAACUAUUCAUGCUUUGCAAAUCUAAACCUGGUUAUGUCUCAUUCUGGUUAGAUGGAGAAAUAAAACAAAAAUAAUCAGAAUCUUUUUAGUUUGUGCAACUAACAGGAAUCCUCUCAGCAUACUCUCCCACCUGAGCUGUAGACCUCAACAGCAGUUUCUACAGCUGCUUCUCCCGUUAUUGGUCCUCUGACUGGACCUGUUGUUUUGCAGUAAAGACAUCCUCUUAAUUUCCAUGCAAGAUAUUAAAAUAUAUGUAGAGAUGUUACUUCUUUUAAAAUUACACACCGGUGAACUCUUAGUAAUUUGGCUGCUCUGUAUUCUAUAGAGCUGUUCAACAAAAUUAGGGUGACCCCCCCCUACUCCCUUUGCAGACCACACUGCUCAGGUUUGCGUUCAUAAAAAUAUUGAAAAAUCACAUAUCCAGUUAACACUGGUUUGUAUUAAUCUAUUAUAUAAAAUCCCAAUAAAACACACUGGAGUCGUGUUUGUAACAAAGUGCAGGGAAGUUUAAGAGGUUGGAUAAUUUUUGCAAGACACAAUAUUUGGUUCCGUUUUCUCUUCAGCUUUGAGUAAUUCCUGGAAAACGUUGUUGCUUUACGUUGAGUUGUAAAGAGUUGCCGAUGGGUUAUUCAACACAGCGUCUGACUGUAGUGUUGGCGGUUUACAGGAUUUUAUGGUCGUCUGUGAAACUACCUAAUUUUUGUUUAAUGCCGCGUCUUCUCUCGGAAAGCUUUUACCAUGUCCAUCCGCAGCUGGACAAACAGGCGUAUUAACAGAAUUUAUACUGUUUGGUAAAACGUGUUGUGUGAUGUAAAUGUUCUGAACUGAACCUUUGGAAGCUGCCAGCACACAUGUGCUUGUGAAUAAUGUUGCGUUAUUUUUAUGUGAUCAAAUCUUUAACUGCUUUAAGGUUUUUGUAACAACAAAAAAAAAAACAAAUGGAAAGAAUCCUCUCUUCCUGUCCUCAGGUGUAAACUCCAUCACAUUUUAAAAGCACUCAGUGUAAAAGUCUCCUGUCCUCGCAGCAAAGAGCACCACUCGAACACCAAUCAGCCGCAGCCACGCGCUGCCCUGCAGUGAAGGUGAGGACCAUUUAUCAAACCAUAUAACACGAUAAUGGCGAGGGAGAGGAACCCACUCGGUCCUGGCAAGAGUGGUACGUUUCUGGGACUUUUGUGUGUGUGUGUGUUACACUUGUGAAUGUCAAAUAAAGCAGGUGCAGAAAGCUAUUUGUCUUCUCAUUAGUGAAAGGUCAGAGCUGCGUCCUUCUGCUUAGCUGUGUAACGGAGGAGGAUGGAGAGGCGUCACUGAUUGCUUACAGUCGCAUACUUACAGUGGGAGCUCCAGCGUCACAUCGCUACGCUAUUAAUCAUCCAUGCGAAACAACUCAGACUCCGUAAACAGGAGAGAAGUUUAUUCUUAUGCUGAAAAGCAAAAUGAGAAUGAUGUUUUGGUGUCAUACUGUCAUGUAGUUCAUGACUGAUAGUCAGAAAGGCCUUGGUGUAUUGUUGUAAAAUGAAAUAUGUUGCAGCAGAAAGAGUCAUGGAUUAUCCGAAUGUCAGUGAAGGUAUUUGUACAACUCUGAAUGUUUUUUUUUUUUACUACAUAAUGAGUUGAGAUAAUUUUCUGUACUACGUGAAGCUGGUAUUGUGUCACAGAAAGACACAAUACCAGUAAUAGGUUUUA
Poeciliopsis prolifica (blackstripe livebearer) is the source of this 6347-nucleotide messenger RNA. It is a transcript of the gene disp3, whose product is annotated as dispatched RND transporter family member 3. NCBI's taxonomy places the organism in Eukaryota, Metazoa, Chordata, Actinopteri, Cyprinodontiformes, Poeciliidae. Bases 201 to 4286 code for a protein of 1361 amino acids. Gene Ontology annotation, cellular component: membrane. The transcript has 21 exons. The record is from RefSeq and is a predicted model, not a curated record.